AUGGAAGAGAGGCUUGGAGGGCUAGGACACAUGUUGACAACGGUGUUCCUGUCAUCAUUCGCCGGAUUCUUGGUAAGGCCGGUCAUGACUGACGUCACCGUCGCUGCGGUUUGCUCCGGCUUAAAGGUAGGACUUGGGACAAUGGUAAUGAUGCCGGUAAUCGGGAAUCUAGCCGACAGGUAUGGAAUCAAGGCAUUGCUCACUCUUCCCAUGUGCCUCUCUAUAAUUCCUCCAGGUUCCUUUUUUCUCUCUAAACCGAGCUAA
This is a messenger RNA of Eruca vesicaria subsp. sativa (arugula), 264 nucleotides long. The record is from the annotation of a GenBank genome assembly. Lineage: Eukaryota; Viridiplantae; Streptophyta; Magnoliopsida; Brassicales; Brassicaceae.